Molecule: messenger RNA, 2785 nt
Organism: Polyodon spathula (Mississippi paddlefish)
Lineage: Eukaryota; Metazoa; Chordata; Actinopteri; Acipenseriformes; Polyodontidae
Product: RNA-binding motif protein, X chromosome-like
Exons: 9
Coding region: 93-1220 (375 amino acids)
Biological process (GO): positive regulation of mRNA splicing, via spliceosome
Cellular component (GO): spliceosomal complex
Molecular function (GO): RNA binding
Source: RefSeq, a predicted model, not a curated record
ACGUGACCACUAUAAAGCGCCGGGCCCCUCCGCGGCUUCUCAUUGCGGGUUUUGAGUUUCACCGGAGAGAUUAUAACAAAAAAGCCACAAUCAUGGCUGAGGCUGACCGACCAGGGAAACUCUUCGUUGGCGGCUUGAACACCGAGACAAACGAGAAGGCCCUCGAACAGUAUUUCACCAAAUACGGCAGAGUAGUCGAAGUGCUGUUGAUGAAAGACCGUGAAACAAACAAAUCCAGAGGUUUUGCUUUUGUGACCUUUGAGAACCCAGCUGAUGCAAAGGAUGCUGCAAGGGAAAUGAAUGGAAAGACCCUUGAGGGCAAACCGAUCAAAGUAGAACAAGCAACAAAGCCGUCAUUUGAAUCUGCACUUGCUAGGCGGGGGCCACCAUCCCUUCAUCCAAGGAGCCGCGGACCGCCGAGAGGACCUAGAGGCGCUCGAGGAGGACCCACAAGAGGCAUGUCAUCUAGAGGUCCACCACCAAUGAAGAGAGGGCCUCCCAUUCGCAAUGGUGGCCCUCCGCCCAAGAGAUCUGUUCCUUCAGGACCUAUGGGACGGGCUCCCAUGUCUAGGGAAAGGGAUCCUUAUGGUCCACCUCCUCCACGCAGAGACGCCAUGAUGUCCAGAAGAGACGAUUAUCCAUCUCCAAGAGAUGACCAUUAUAGUACCAAAGACAGUUACUCAAGUCGGGAUUACAUCAGCUCCAGAGAUUCAAGGGACUAUGCUCCACCACCAAGGGACUACGCUUAUCGCGAAUACCCACAUUCCAGUUCCCGCGAAGAAUAUGGAGGAUCUAUGUCACGGUCAUACAGUGACCGUGAUGGAUAUGGGGGUGGCCGUGAGUCUCGGGGCUACCUGGAACGUCCCAGUGCCGGUUCCUAUAGGGAGCCGUAUGACAGCUACGGUAACUCGCGCAGCGCCCCACCUUCAAGGGGCCCUCCACCAUCCUACGGUGGAAGCGGAGGAAGCAGUCGCUAUGACGAUUAUGGCAGCAGUUCCCGAGAUGGAUAUGGAAGUCGUGACAGUUACCCCAGCAGCAGAAGCGACCCGUACUCAGCCAGCCGUGGCGAGCGUAUUGGCAGGCAGGAGCGGGGGCCAGCCCCACCACUCGAGAGAGGCUACCCUCCUCGUGAUUCUUUCAGCAGCUCCAGCCGUGGCGCACCUAGGGGUGCCCGAGGAGGAAGUAGAUCUGAUAGGGGCAUUGGCCGAAGCAGAUAUUAAAAUGGACCACAAAAAAAACAAGCCUGAAUCCUACAAAAUGUGUUUCUUAGCUUCAAAACAAACAAAUGAAAAACAAACGGAGACUGAACUUUGAGGGAGGACUGGACAAAAACAAAACCAGGCUUAAGCUUUUAUUUAUUGUUGAGCUUUCCCCUUCCCCUACCCCUUAUCUGUUUCAUUUGAGAAGCGUUAAAUGUUUAGAAUUGCCUUUUUUUUUGUUAAUAGUACAGUAAGUUUUUUAAACAGUGAUUUGUGUGCUUGUUUAAAAGCAUUUUGUACACUAGUGCUGUUAAAUUUAAAAAGUAUUCUUUCCCUGGAGUAACACAUGCCUUCAUUUACAAAUAAAGUUUUUAUCAAAAUGAAAAAUGGUUGGAGAGAACUAAAUUUCAGUACCUUGUAUACAAAAAGCUGCAUUUGCCUAAAACUUCUACUGCCUCUUCCUGAAGUUCAGCUGAGUCCCAUAACCCCACCCUCUCUUCCCCCCAUACUGCCUCAAGAAAGUAACUGGAAUCUUAACUAUGGAUCAAAUUGCAUAAGUCACUUUUUAUAAAUGCUCAGUUAACUUUUACCCAUAUUUAACUUACCACUUGUAUGGGCCAAUGGUUUCCCUGUAUGGAACAUGGGCAAGUGUUUCUCACCCAAACUCUUUACAAUAGUGUCUCCGUUCAAAAGGAUCUUCGUCAUGCAUAAAGAAUAAGCUAUGAUGGCUUACAGCGACCUAGCCAAAGAAAACUACAACAAACGCAAGUGAGUCAUUUCCACAUUCAGCAGGUUUAAACAAGUUGCCUGUGAAACAGCAGAUGGUAAGCAAAGCAAACCUUUUUUUUUUUUUUUUCCCCCCGUCUAAGUGCAAUAUGACGUGAAUAGCCUUCUCCACAGUGGUUGGUACAGUUACGCACACUGUGCUACAUCAGUUUUGAAACUAUUACCUCAGAGGGCUGACAUCAAUCCUUCACAAUGAAAAAGCAAUGCUGGAGAGCAGCGCAAGCCUCCCAGAUUCUACAUUUUGCAAAUAGAGAUUUGAUCUCAAUAUGGCUUUGUGGUAUACUUUUCUAUUGACAAUCUUAAAUGCAGUGCUCCAAAUGUGCCGAAGUAAAGCGCCUGAGGAAGUGCUUAAAUGGAAGGCUGUUCAUAUUCAUCCUAAGUGUUUUAUAUGUAUAAGUCAAACCGUAAAAUGAACUUUAUUUAAUUGAUUGUGGAUUUAAAUGCUAGAGCUCCAAGUUCAACACCUGGGAUUAAGAACGGUUCUUGGAUAAUGCAGUAGGUGCAAGCUGUUCCAAAACAUUUUGUGGCACGACUUCAUGCCUUUUAAACAGGGAGUAAAGGCUACAGGAAAGUGCUAUAUUUAUAUUUUAAAAGUGGCACAAAGUGAAAUCUAUGAUGGCAAUGGUUUGGAAGUCAAACUAAUCUGGAAAAGUGAAAAAAAAAAAAAAAAAAAAAAACCAAAAGCAACUUAAAUCUUGGUUUAAUCUUCUGAAGAAAAGGAGUAUAUUUACUUUGACUUGGGACAAGAGCAUGUGUGUUUUUUAAAUGUGAUCCUGGGUAAUGUAAGUGGUAUUUCAUUU